Gadus morhua (Atlantic cod) is the source of this 3141-nucleotide messenger RNA. RefSeq names its product riboflavin transporter 2. NCBI's taxonomy places the organism in Eukaryota, Metazoa, Chordata, Actinopteri, Gadiformes, Gadidae. Gene Ontology annotation, cellular component: plasma membrane. Gene Ontology annotation, biological process: riboflavin transport. Gene Ontology annotation, molecular function: riboflavin transmembrane transporter activity. The record is from RefSeq and is a predicted model, not a curated record. The coding region runs from base 977 to 2350 and encodes 457 amino acids. The transcript is spliced from 4 exons.
ACCGCGGGCGAUAGCCAUUUCAACAAUAGGCCUACUUCCCAAGGGCGUUGGCCUUUUUAUAUUACCCUAUUGUAAUUUUGUGCCAAUUCAAUUGGCUACCUAACGUCGAAAAACGCCGAUCAUAACAAUCAGAACCACAAACGUUAAAUGAAUCGUCGCGUAGGUAGGAUCAUAUAUAUUUUAUUUAAUUCACUAUUAUAAAGUCUUUGACCGAUCCACCAGACUAUUGCCCCACCACAGUUCGGGCGAUGUUUGUCCCCAAACCUGCUCCAGUAGCAGUGGGAGUGUCCCUUUAAUAGGUGCAUGGAGUGUCCGAGUGGCGACUGUGUUUUUCGUAGGCGCAAUCCGGGAAAAGUCCCGCCUCAAGCGCUAGAAAUGGACAAGCAGCCUGUCAGUCAAACUCGCACGCUGACGUCUCACGCUGACUCCUAACCAUAACCAUAGCCCUAUUAGAGAAAUGCAUUUGACUAACGCUUUUUUAAUAUACAUUACAUUUAACUUAGCUUCCCUGCGGUCACGUGACGCAUUUUAGCCUUUUUGGAUUGGAUCAGAGAUUUAAACCAACGUUAUUGGAUAAUCUCCGGCUAUCUCCUCAUUAAUAUUAAUUUCCCCGGAUUCCGCCUACGAAAAAUACAUUCGCGUCCUUGUGACAUAGAAACAGUGCGACUGCGUAGUCCUUCCCCCUCGGCCCUCCCCCCAUCAGGUGCACUAGUGAGAAACCGGACACCGAGUUCGUAUGUUGGUUUUUGUGUAUCUGUGUUGCAUAUGUCGAGAGCCUAAUAGGUCCAUGGUCCGGGGUCGAUUAUUCAAACAUGUGCCGACAUCCUGACUGAUGAUAAGGCUGUGACCAAGAUGGAGUGAAAUGUUAUUCUAAGAGGAAAAUAUAUAGGAGGUGAGCAGAGCAUCUUACUGUCCACUCUGUGUAAGAUCACCGCUAAAACCCGUUCCACGUUACAUAUUCCACCAUACACAUACCAUGUCUCUGCUCACCCAUGUGCUGGCAUGUCUCUUCGGCAUGGGCUCAUGGGUGGCCAUCAACGGGAUGUGGGUGGAGCUGCCCCUGGUGGUCCCGGGGAUCCCGGAGGGCUGGUACCUUCCGUCCUACCUGACGGUCAUCAUCCAGAUGGCCAACGUUGGGCCCCUCUUCAUCACCCUCAUGCACCGCUUCCGCCCUGGCGCGCUGGACGAGCGGCCGGUCAUCUACUGCAUCGUGGUGCUGGGCAUCGUCGCCACCUUCCUGCUGGCCUUCUUCUGGAACACUGCCGUGGAGUUCGCCGGCGCGCUGCGUAGCGUGCCACUGCUGGUGCUGAGCUUCCUGCUGUCCGUGGUGGACUGCACGUCCUCGGUGACCUUCCUGCCCUUCAUGAUGAGGCUGGGACCCCAGUUCCUCACCACGUACUUUGUCGGGGAGGGCCUCAGCGGGCUGGUGCCCGCCCUGGUGGCUCUGAUCCAGGGGGUGGGGCUGGUCCACUGCCGCAACGCCACUGUGGCAAGCGUUGCCGGCGUGACGCUCAACACGACCGCGACGGGCGGCAGUGGGGACCUGGAGGCGAUCUACCAGCCGGCCAACUUCUCCGCCCGGGUGUUCUUCGUCUUCCUCAGUGCCAUGAUGGUGGUGUGUCUUGGGGCCUUUGUGCUGCUCAACCACCACCCUGCUGUGGUGCGAGAGAGGAAGGACCACCGGUACCUGGGGGAAGAGUCGGCGAGGGACAAGAGGGAGCAGGGACUGUCAUUGCACAGCCAAGCCCCGGAGCAAAGGCCCAUGAUCAGCCCCUUGGAGCCCCCUGCUAGGGAGAGGAGAAGCUCUUUUGGGAUGGGCACGUACAGCAAGGGCGAGGUGGUGUUCAUCUUCAUGGUGCUGGCCUGGGUCAAUGCGCUGACCAACGCUGUGCUGCCGUCGGUGCAGUCCUACUCCUGUCUUCCCUAUGGGAACCAGGCCUACCACCUCGCCGCCACCAUGGCGGCUGUGGCCAACCCAGUGGCCUGUUUCAUUGCCAUGUUCACACCGAUCAGGUCCCUCGUGUUCAUGUUGUUUUUGACCGUGGUUGGAACAGGCUUCGGGGCUUACAUCAUGGCAGUGGCUGCCUUCAGUCCCUGUCCUCCACUAGUCGACAGUCCUUCUGGUGUUGCUAUCAUAGUGAUUUCCUGGAUCCUGUUUGUCCUAACCCUGUCCUAUGUGAAGGUCAUUAUCGGAGUGAUUCUGCGAGAUGAGGGCCACAGCGCACUCGUGUGGUGUGGAGCAGUAGUCCAGCUUGGCUCCAUGAUCGGAGCUAUUUCCAUGUUUCCACUUGUCAGUGUCUACGGACUUUUCAAAUCUGGUGAUCCCUGUAACACCAAAUGUCUAAACUAAGAAAUGUAUUCAAGAACAACAAACACUAAAAAGUGUUUGUUGUUCACAUUUGACGUCUUUGGUAAUUAACUAAACUCAUUUAGAUGUUACAGACAUCAUGUAUAGAGAUAUGAUAUUUACUGCAGUGUAAAUUACACUUCCUGGAAACUAUGGAUAAAACCAUGCUGCUCCAUGUUUUGUACGUUUUUUGUCUCGCUACAUUACAAGAAUAACAGUGUUAUUUAUUGUAGGCCUACACGUUGAUUUAAAAAAGUGCCUUUAUUUGUGGCUAUUCAUCUGAUACAGAUCUUUAGCCGUGCUCCAGUGUGGCUUUAUAGUUUUGUGAAAUAGCUGAUCACUAGGCGGACAAUCAGUAUCACAUUGAUUCAGGCCUAUAGUGCUUGUAUAUCGCAAGGUAACUUCGCAAUGACCGCUGCAUAGCGGUAUUGAUUAUGAAGUUAUUAUUUUGGUGUUACAUUUUUUUUGGUCAUUGUUGAGUAAAUAAUCGUGACUUGUUUUCCCAACUGCAAGUCCUUGUGUUUGAAAGUGCCAGUGUUUCUCAUGCGAGGAAUGACAAUGUAUUCAUUAGCCUAGGUUAUGGUAUAUUUGUUUAUACUUUGUUUAGGAUUUACAUUAAGCUUCUACCUUGUUACAGCGUAUCGGCAACUAAACAUACCAAUAAUGCAUUCUGAUGUACAAGCCCUGUCGGCUUUUAUAUCAAAUGUAUCAGCAAUUAUUGUUUUGUAUGGCUUGAUUGUAUUGUACAAAGACACAGUCAAGACUCAAAAUAAAUUGCAUAUAUUUGAGGUUGA